UCCUCCAUAUCCUCUCUCAACCCUAAAACAAGACAGAAAAAUAAAAGAAUAAGAAAGGAUAUAUAUUAUUGAUCCAUAAUGGACUCAACCGCCGUCCUCCACCGUGGCUUUUCUGCACCACCACGACCACCUCUCCCCACCACCACCCCUUCUUCGGUUCUACGACCUCAACUUGCAUUAUUCACUUUUCCUUCCAAUAAUGCACUGUCUUCGGUUCAUCUCUUGCUCAAGAAAUCCAACGACAACUAUAAUAGUAGAUAUGGAAGCUUAAACAAGAAUAAUAAUGUCAUUGAUAUACAAUGUACUAAUUUGAGCACAUCAGUACCUUCUGGAUCCAAUGAUGGUCGCAACUUUCCAGUUGCAAAUGCUAGAUUGGCCUUAAAAUCCCUCCUCUGCUUCUCUUAUUCUUCCAAGAAAGCCGAUCAUACAAAUUUUCUAAAUAACCAAAAGAGGAAGGCAUUACUUGCAUUGUUAGAUCAAAAUCCCAAAGAAGCAGAGAAGAUAAUAAAAAUUGUGGAAAGUAAAUACAGAAACAAUUCCAAUAAGCAAAUUCAAUACGAAGCUAAAAUGGCCAUCAUUCAAAUUCUCAUCCACAUGGGAACACCAGAGAGUUUGAGAUGGGCUGUUAAGAAAUAUUCGGAGAUAACAAACAUGGAGGAAAGACCAAGUGAUGCAACCAUUUUUCUUUAUAAUGCUGUUAUACGUACACUAAUAGGCGACAAUAAGAAUAUUGCAGACCAUUGGAAAGCUUAUGUAAACGUAAUAACUUCUGAUCCCACCUCUCAGAGUUAAAGGAUAAUAUUAAUUAAAUAUCCUUUUUAUAUGGGGGAAAUUAUUAUUAUUAUUACUAUUAUUACUAUUUGUGUGCUUUUAAUUAAAAUAUUUCCAUUCUCCUAAGAUCUUUCUAUUUCCCCCCAAAUUUAUCUAUAUGUAUUAAUUCAAAUUUAUCUCAAUAAAAAAAGUUUGCUUCAUAUUAUCCUAA
This is a messenger RNA of Cucumis sativus (cucumber), 982 nucleotides long. RefSeq lists its product as hypothetical. The record is from RefSeq and is a predicted model, not a curated record. The transcript is spliced from 4 exons. The coding region runs from base 79 to 792 and encodes 237 amino acids. NCBI's taxonomy places the organism in Eukaryota, Viridiplantae, Streptophyta, Magnoliopsida, Cucurbitales, Cucurbitaceae.